This is a messenger RNA of Elephantulus edwardii (Cape elephant shrew), 540 nucleotides long. RefSeq names its product histidine triad nucleotide binding protein 3 (gene HINT3). The record is from RefSeq and is a predicted model, not a curated record. Gene Ontology annotation, molecular function: catalytic activity. Bases 1 to 540 code for a protein of 179 amino acids. Lineage: Eukaryota; Metazoa; Chordata; Mammalia; Macroscelidea; Macroscelididae. The transcript is spliced from 5 exons.
AUGGCGGAGGAGCCGAGGGGUCCCAGCUCCGACCCAGGCCCCACCGCCGCCGCUGCAGCACCGCCCAUGUCCCCAGCGCACCCCUCUGAGGUCGCGGCAGAGUCACCGCAGGCCGGGGACUAUGACAGCAAGUGUGUCUUCUGCCGCAUCGCGCGGGGGCAGGAACCGAACACGGAACUUCUGCACUGUGAGAAUGAAGACCUAGUUUGCUUCCGAGAUAUCAAGCCAGCAGCCCCUCAUCACUAUCUUGUGGUGCCAAAAACACACAUUGGAAACUGCAGAGAUCUAAAGAAAGAUCAAGUAGCACUGGUUGAGAACAUGGUAGCUGCUGGAAAAGUCAUCCUUGAAAGAAAUCAUUUCACUGACUUAAAGAAUGUGAGGAUGGGUUUCCAUAUGCCGCCGUUCUGUUCCAUUUCCCACUUACACCUUCAUGUUCUAGCACCAGUGAAUCAGCUUGGCUUUGUAUCAAAACUGAUAUAUAGAGUCAAUUCCUACUGGUUUAUAACAGCUGAUUAUUUGAUUGAAAAACUAAGAACAUGA